AUGUCAACAGCAGAACAAUUCCAGCCUUUGCACCAAAAGAAACAGCAAGAAACACAGUUUUCGAGUAGCGUAGGGGCCAGCAGCUUGCACAAGUCGAUGUUCAAGAAACCAUCACCUCAUCAAAUUUCGGAGCUUAAGAACAAGUUCGCUUCUCCUACAGACGAAAUGCUCUCGCCAUGUUCGCAGAAGUUGAACGAUCACAGAUCAAAGUUGUUCCAAGUUAAGAGCAAUCCUACAAAGUUGAAUUUCCAGUCGAAACAACUAGAGGAAGAGUUUUGA
This is a messenger RNA of Kluyveromyces marxianus DMKU3-1042, 279 nucleotides long. It is a transcript of the gene BNS1, whose product is annotated as Bns1p. The transcript has a single exon. The coding region runs from base 1 to 279 and encodes 92 amino acids. NCBI's taxonomy places the organism in Eukaryota, Fungi, Ascomycota, Saccharomycetes, Saccharomycetales, Saccharomycetaceae. The record is from RefSeq and is a predicted model, not a curated record.